AAAAGUCUAAAAUAAAAAAGUAAUGUUUAAUCUAUAUUUGGAAUUACUUGAAGUAAAGGCCUAAUCCGAAGCAUUUUCCAAGACGGCACAUCAAAGCAGUGGAAGAGAAAGUUCGUGAUUUUUCCUAAAUUAUUUUGUUUUCAUAUUAAUAAAAUCGGAUAAAAAAAUGUUAGCGGCGAAAGAAAUUCCUUCGGAUCACAAAGACUUGAUUCACGAUGUUUCGUUUGAUUUUCAUGGUCGUAGAAUGGCCACAUGCUCAAGUGAUCAGACAGUGAAGGUAUGGGAUCUGGGUGAGGAUGGAGAAUGGAAAUGCACAUCAAGUUGGAAGACUCACUAUGGCUCUGUGUGGCGGGUAACUUGGGCACAUCCAGAGUUUGGUCAAGUGCUAGCAACAUGUUCAUUUGAUAAUACAGCUGCUGUAUGGGAGGAACAGAUUGCAACAGAAACCCGACGUGGAACAGGGACACUGAGAGGUCAAAGCUUCUGGGAAAGAAAAGCAGGGCUGGUGGACAGUAGAACAUCUGUGACAGAUGUAAAAUUUGCCCCACGGCAUCUCAAUUUACAACUGGCUACUUGUUCUAAAGAUGGAAUUGUAAGAAUUUAUGAGGCUGCAAAUAUAGCUAAUUUAAGUCACUGGACAUUGAUGCACGAGAUCAAAUGUAAAUUAAGCUGCAGUUGCAUAUCCUGGAAUCCAUCAAGAAACUACGCUCCGAUGAUCGCAGUUGGUAGUGACGACGCUAAUCACUCGUCUGGAGGAAAAGUACAAAUACAAGAAUAUAGUGAAAUUUCUAGAAAGUGGCAAAAAGUUAAAACGUUAGAUGGAAUAACAGAACCAGUCCACGAUGUGGAGUUUGCUCCAAAUCUUGGCAGAUCCUAUCACUUGUUAGGUAUCGCUUGCAACGAUGUCAAGAUUGCAACACUUGAACCUAACACUAAUAAUCCGAAUAGCAAAGAAACUCAAUCGUCGUCAAAGUUUUCUGUCAAUAUGGUUGCUCAAUUUAAAGAACACGGAAAGGUAUGGAGGUUACAGUGGAAUGUAACGGGGACCAUAUUAGCCUCUUCUGGUGAUGAUGGUAGUGUACGACUUUGGAAAGCUAACUAUCUUGAUAACUGGAAGUGUAUUGCUGUAUUAAAAGGCGAUGGCAAUCCUGCAGAAAUCCUGGGUUCUAGUGUACCUAGUGGCAUGAUGAGUACUUAAUUGAUUUAAUUCUCAAUGAAAAAAUAGCUUGAUAAAGGUUGGAAUGUUCAACGAAGUUCAUAUUGCACACAUAAUGAAGAGAAUCAGAUCAUGUUCUGUAGUCUGUACAUAAAAUUUUAGGUCAUCUACAUUCUUGUAAUAAAACUCAUUGCAAUUACGUAAACUGGAACUUCUUUAGUGGUAUAUUUAUGGGGCUGCCGUGUUUGUUAUAUAAUGCAAAAACCUGUGGUAUAAAUAUCACUGUACCGUCAGUAGUUGUAAGUGGUUCAACGCGGUUUUGAUGUGAAUGUCUCUCAUAAUCAACUUCGAGCACCGUCAGUUUGAAGACGCUUUGCUUCGAUUUGCAAAAACAGCAGCUGCAUUCACUUUCCAGUAAAUAACAUAGAUGAC
Dendronephthya gigantea is the source of this 1588-nucleotide messenger RNA. Its product is annotated as nucleoporin SEH1-like. Gene Ontology annotation, biological process: cellular response to amino acid starvation; positive regulation of TORC1 signaling. Gene Ontology annotation, cellular component: Seh1-associated complex; nuclear pore outer ring. The transcript is spliced from 13 exons. Gene Ontology annotation, molecular function: protein binding; structural molecule activity. The coding region runs from base 167 to 1198 and encodes 343 amino acids. The record is from RefSeq and is a predicted model, not a curated record. NCBI's taxonomy places the organism in Eukaryota, Metazoa, Cnidaria, Anthozoa, Malacalcyonacea, Nephtheidae.